CGAGGUUGUAAUAUAUUUCAAUAUUUGAUAAGAGAAUAAUUUGAUUUGAUAGUUACAAUCACAGUGAAUAUAUAUAUGUAAAUAUGUAAAUAGAUAUCAGUGAAAGAUAUAAAAUUAACAAGAAUGGAUUGGGUUUUAAAUGUUUUACAGAUGAUGAUACUAGGUUUCUCUAUGUUUCCUUACUGUUCCUCACGGUCUCAUAAAUCAAACAAUGGGCAAAAUCAUGAUUAUGUCACAGUUGUUUCACCGAAAUUCAAGACACAGAUUGACAAAAAGUCCGAAUAUGUAACUCAGCUAAAACAGAGAACGACAUUCAACAGUGACAAAGAUGAUGAUGUUUCUGGAAAACAUUCAAUAGAUAACGGAGAUUAUGAAGACCCCUUCAGGAGACCAGAUCUUAAUUAUUUUAACAGCAACAAUGAUUAUGAAAAUAAUAAUGACCAUUCCGAUGUUAGGGAAAAAGACCAAGAUUAUGCGGAAUCCGGUUACAUAGACGAAGAGACAAUGAAAUAUGAAAAAGCGAUUCAAAAACAAAGUGGAACUAGUCAAGUGUUUAAACACAUACCUAAAAAUAGUAUUACGAAAUAUACUGAAAAUGAUAGACCAGGCAGUUUCAAUAACAAAGAAGUUUUAAAUAAUGAUGUUUUUGUCGCAAGAGAUUACAGUAACACCGAUUUAAGUGAGCUAUUUAAUAAAUAUGCUGAAGAUACUGAUCGAAAUUCCAAUGCAAAGUUUGAUUUGAAGAAUUAUGAUGUUGAUAUGGACAAAUUGUUUAGGGAAAACAUAAAAUCUAAUAAAAUAGAGAAUAAAUACUAUAGCGAUAAAGUACAAAAUAAUCAUCAGAAAGAAAAUUACCAGAAGAAUAAUAUUAAUAAUAAUAAUAAUAAUAAUAAUAAUAAUAAUAAUAAUAAUGAUCGGAGAACGGAUUCAUUGAGCAAUAGGAGACGUCUGCAAAAUUUACAGCAAUAUAAAAAUAUUUACGAAGUUCAUAAAACAAAGAAACUGAAUUAUCAUGUGAAUAAAGAGUGAAAUGACAGUAGUAAUGAAAUGUUUGAGAACUGCUUCAAGAGUUUUUACUAAAAUCAAAAAAACAUUAAUAUCAACCAAUCAAAUUAUUUGAAAACAAUCCUAUGUAAUGAUAACAUCAUUAUUAAGAGAUUAUACUAACUUUCAUAAUGUAAUCACAAUUUUCGAAUGUCUAUCUUCUUUGUUUAAAGAAAUGAUAUGAAAUAGUUUUUACAACUUUUCCCGAGUAUAUUUUCAGUGCCAUAGGCUUUUCAUCUUGUUAUAAUUAAGUAGGAUGAAUUCCAAU
This is a messenger RNA of Schistosoma mattheei, 1312 nucleotides long. The record is from the annotation of a GenBank genome assembly. Lineage: Eukaryota; Metazoa; Platyhelminthes; Trematoda; Strigeidida; Schistosomatidae.